AUGAAAGUCGCCAUCGUACUCUUCCUUUUUUCCUUAUUCGCUGCAGUUGCUUUUGCACUCGUAGCAGACAAAAAACCUGCCAAUGAAGAAAGUGUAGACAAGCGUUCACCCCAUGACUACUACGACGAUGAUUACUACGAAGAUGAUUAUAAUAAAAAAAAACAUUACAAACGUCACGACUAUUACAAGAAAAAGGACUACUACGAUGAUGAUUAUGAAGAUUACAAAUACAAGAGUACUGAGAUUAUUGCCAAUUUUAGACCUACACAAGUAACUCCAUUAUAUUCAUCACAAUCACAACGUACAUAUAGUACUAUUACUCAUAGACAACGUCAUAAUGGUAACUUUUCAAUUCCACCUUCAGAAAAUAGAAAUCAUAGAUCUUCAACACUAAAACGUAAUAUAAACAUUUCAUUAUAUUUCCAAGAUAUUGAACAGCAAAGAAUUAAAAGGACUUUUUUAUAA
Messenger RNA from Funneliformis geosporum, 465 nucleotides. The record is from the annotation of a GenBank genome assembly. Lineage: Eukaryota; Fungi; Glomeromycota; Glomeromycetes; Glomerales; Glomeraceae.